Molecule: messenger RNA, 1334 nt
Organism: Dacryopinax primogenitus
Lineage: Eukaryota; Fungi; Basidiomycota; Dacrymycetes; Dacrymycetales; Dacrymycetaceae
Exons: 3
Coding region: 260-1204 (314 amino acids)
Source: RefSeq, a predicted model, not a curated record
UCCUCGAGUGUAUGAAUGAGGUGAGCAAACAAGCCAUCCACGGGCAGGGAAAGCCUUCCAGCACUUCUCCCCCGACGGCCUGAGCACUUAUAAAAGCAACUGGACGACGACGAUCUUGUAUGCGCAACUUGAUUUUGGGCUUUGUCGCUGUUUUACUAGCCUUAUUCGUCUACGAUCUCUUACCGGACUUCUGCACGCGUUCGAGACGAACGUUACUUUAACGCAGGAAAUCGUUGACGAAAGCGGAUCGGAAUUGAACAUGGCUGCUGCUGCCUCUGCUGUACAUGCAUCGCGCUCGGUCGUCAACAAAGUGUUUGCGAUCGAGCAGGCUGAGGGUGUCGGUGCCCGUGUGCGUCGAUCCAUCGGCUCAGCGAAACUUCGCAACCUCUCCCCCUUUCUUAUGCUGGACCACUUCGACUUGUCAACACGGGGCACCGGUUUCGCAGACCACUCGCAUCGCGGGCAGGCGACGAUCACAUACAUGCUUCAGGGGAGCAGCCAGCACGAGGACAGCGAGGGUCAUAGCGGGACAAUCGAAGCUGGUGGCGUACAGUGGAUGACUGCUGGUCGUGGAGUCACUCACGCAGAGAUGCCCGUGCAUGGGCUUGGGAUCCCCGAUCCCAAGGGGCUGCAGCUCUGGGUUGACCUCCCAAAAGAGCACAAAAUGACCAAGCCAACAUAUCAAGAGCUCGGCAAGGCCGGUAUCCCGUCUGCCUUCCCAGAAGGACCUGAUGGCCCUAGCGAGAUCCGCGUCAUCUCCGGCAAGUCGUACGGCGUAGAAUCGCCGGUGAAGCCGCUGGGAGGAUGCUGGUACUUCGAUGUACAACUCAAGAAAGCGGGUGCAAGCGUCUUCCAGGAUAUCCCUGCUGGAUGGACGGCCUUCCUCUACGUCUUAUCGGGCAAGGUCAAGGUCGGCGCUACCCCCGAAGCACACGAGCCGUACCACACGCUCGUGCUCAGUUCAAAGAGCAACGAGGAUGGCGUCGCUCUCACAGCGGAGGAAGACAACACGCGCAUAGUUCUUUGUGCCGGCGAACCGCUCAACCAGACAGUCUUCCAGUAUGGUCCGUUUGUGAUGACCACCAAAGAGGAGAUCAUGAAGACCCUUCAAGAUUACUCCAUGGGUAUCAAUGGGUUUGAGAAAGCCCAUGUCUGGAAGAGCAAGAUCGCGGAGAACCUCAGGAGGUCGAUGGGGAUGGACUAGAUUUGGCCGCAUAUGUGUCUGACUGAGUUGAUGGUGCUCCGCCUCUGAAUAUGCGUGCACUUGUACACUUACUAUUAUGUGAACCGCUGCGUAUCUCACAGCCAAUAUGAUUAACGAGUUCUAGAAUGUU